UUGCAGUAUAUCAGUAUCAAGCGGAUCCGCUGCUGCACGCCGCAAAGUUCAGUGCGUUUAAUUGAAAAUUUCGCGCGUCAAGCUCGUGUCAAAAUACGCGCUAGUUUCCGUUUGACCAUUAAUUGUAUAGCAGCGAAAUAAGCGCAGUGAACAAUGCCAGAUGUGAUCGAGGAGGAGAUUAGACACGUGCUCGCGGGACAGGGCUCGUCCAGGACGGCCGACCAGUUGUGCGAUUACACGCUCGAGCAGCAGAAUGAAGCCAUCGAGGCGAACGGCAUCAAGCCGGCGGUGAGCUCAUCCUACGUGCCGGUAUGCCAAAAGACGGUGACGUACAUCGUGGCGGCGGUGCUGAUCAACGGCGACGACGAGGUCCUCAUGAUCCAGGAGGCCAAACCGUCGUGCAAGGGCAAGUGGUACCUGCCGGCGGGCCGGGUCGAACCCCACGAGAACCUCAUCGACGCGACGAGGCGCGAAGUCCUUGAGGAGACGGGCCUGCUCAUGGAGCCCAAGUCCCUCAUCAUGGUGGAGUGCGCGAGCGGCUCCUGGUUCCGAUUCGUCAUGACCGGCAUCGUGAUCGGCGGAAGCCUCAAGACGCCCGACCAGGCGAAUCAGGAGUCGCUGCAGGCCGCCUGGGUGCGCGAGGUCACGAGCCUGCCGCUCAGGUCCAGCGAUAUUUUCACUCUCAUACAGAAGGGCAGGGACUACAUGAGCAAGGUCAACGGGCCCUGGCACUCGAGUGUCCUGCCCGUUGAGAAGCAGCACGACAAACUUUACCUGAGGCUCAUCAUAUGUAUUAAGAAGAAAGCAACUAACAGACUUCACGUGUUGAUGUCGGAAAAAACGACCUUACACUUACCGAUUUGCGAGAUCAAUCCUUCGAAAAAUUUGCACUCCACGCUUCACAGGUUCAUGGUGGAAAUCUUUGGAGAAGGCAUCCCUCAGCACAAGCCGCACGGUCUUUUGUCGGUCGAAUUCAGCGGCCAGGGCGAAGGGGACGGUGUCUGCUUGACUUUGUUGAUCUCGUUCAGGCCUGCCUUAGAAGAAGUCUCGAUCAGCGGAAAAUACAUAUGGCAUGAGUUACCACAAUUAUUAGCCGAAACUCUAGCGAAUCGUUUGCCUCGAAACAUGUCGGUAUGUUUGAACGUUGUGCGCUGAACUUACAAAUUUUUUACUUUUAAUUGUUGACAAGUAUAAAAUAGAUUAUACUAAUUGAUAUUUUACAUAUCUAGACAGCGUCAAUUCCUAGCACUAUUUUCCAAUAGUCCUUCCGAGACCCCAAAACUAAAUUUCUUGAUCAGUUUUUGUGAAAAAUAUUUAUCAUAAUGCGAAUAGAAUUUAAUUUUUUACUGAUCAAAAUCAUAGUCUAUAUUGUACAUUAAAAACGUAUGCAAUAUUAUGUAUUAUCGCGAGAUGUGCUCAAGUAAUUGUUACAUUCAAACAUUGAAAUGAAUGAGUGUGCUAAACUUCCCAAAUGUAUGUAUUAUUAGCUAAUAGCUCAUAGACUACAAUUGAAAUAACAAUUGUUAUAACUAGAGGCUGCGAUAUCUUAUACUCAUGUUUUUAUAAUUUUAUUUAUACAGAUAAA
Molecule: messenger RNA, 1585 nt
Organism: Trichogramma pretiosum
Lineage: Eukaryota; Metazoa; Arthropoda; Insecta; Hymenoptera; Trichogrammatidae
Product: 8-oxo-dGDP phosphatase NUDT18
Exons: 4
Coding region: 154-1155 (333 amino acids)
Molecular function (GO): 8-oxo-dGDP phosphatase activity; 8-oxo-GDP phosphatase activity; magnesium ion binding
Source: RefSeq, a predicted model, not a curated record